AUGCGUUCCAGCAUUGCUUGCUCCCGCUGCCGGCGGUCCAAAGUGAAAUGUGUGAACAAUGGGGUCGGCACGCAAUGUCGGGCUUGUGAAUCGGCGGGGCGAGAAUGUGAAUACCCAGCAGCUUUGGCGGGAGGACACGGGAACAGCGCUCGCAAUCGGGAUAGCAUGUUGGGGCGCGGAGAGCUCGCAUCGGUUUUGGCAGCCGGGAUGGAUCCUGAGCGUCGGCAACGACCGCGAAAGGGCACACAGGCAUAUGUCGCUGGCUUCUCCGCCGGACCCCGUGAAAGUCCUCGACCUCUCCUUGACGCGCUCGAUCCGAAGAUCCUGACCGCUAACGUCUGGCUGGAACUUUUGGAGAUCUAUGAAUUCCACUACUCGGCCGAUCUGCCGUUCAUCCACUCGACGACCUUCAAAAAGCCACUCAAUGCUGCCAAAUCGCAGCCUCCAGUGUACAACGCAAAUGGUGCCUUACCAGUCGUCGUAAAGCCGCCAAUGUCUAGCGAAUUCCUGCUCGCCUUCCUUGCACUGACUGCACGCUUCCAUCCGAAGUUGGUCGCCCACCAUUCACCACACGUUCAGGGUCGUCCCAGCAACCCGAUGCUCGCUUCAGAAUAUUACGCGGAGGCUGCGAAUGAACGGUUCAUACCAUACACACUUGGUCAGAGCAAAGAGACCAUCGAGCUUGUGCAAGCAUAUCUUAUGCUGGGAUUGCACGAAUGGGGUGCGUCGCGAGGGUGGCAUGCGUGGCGUUUGGUCGGACAAGCUGUGCGGACUGCACAAGGAUUGGGCCUGCAGUUUGACGCAGAUCUAGACGAUCCUACGACGAACCGGUCUCUUCCCAUCGACAACGAUGUCGAUGCGCCCGAGGCUGACGUUGGUCUGAAGUCCGGCGAUUUCUCAGGUCGCGGAAUGCUGGCAUCUGAGGAUGCAGAUCUUUUCUUGCAGCAGGAGAUUAGGCGUCGCACCUUUUGGAGUUGCUUCAUCUUGGAUCGAUAUACUAGCAGUGGGAAGUAUCGCCCGCAUAAUCUCGAUCCGAGAUUGUUCCGCGUUCAGCUGCCCGCAAGCGAGCGCAAGUUUGUCUUCGUUGAUCGCGUGCGCACGUUGAUGCUGGGAGAAGAUGAGGAGCAGGCUCAACAAAGACAACUCGAAUCUGCGAAGCGAAUCAAGGUGGAGAAAAAGGAUUCGCCGCCACGAGGCUGGACACGUCUUGAUGCCCGAGAGAAUAAGGUUCGAUUGGAAGCUGGCGAGAAUGAAGGUAUCAUCAGUCGCCACGUGAAAGUUCUAGAUUUGUACGGCAAGGUGUUGCACUGGGCAUGCGCCGGCGGUCGUCGGACAGAACAACAUCCUCCAUGGGACGAGCGAUCUAAAUUUGCUCAGCUCCGGCGAGAUUGUCAAGAGUUCAAGGAAACGCUCCCCGACACGUUGACUUUGAGCCGCAACAACCUGCAAGCACACAUUGAAGGCCGCGGAGCAGCUGCGUAUAUGCUCAUCCAUGUGGUCCACCUUUUGUGCCAGGUCUACCUCCAUCGUGAGUACUUGCCUCUACUGCCUAUGAGCCAAACCAAACCUAGCGGACCUUUGGACGAGCCUUCCUUCACAGGCGAAAAUGACAAAGUGCCGGAGGGAUUUUGGGAGGACAACGCCGAUACCUGCUUCGGCGCAGCUCGCGAUAUCAUCGACCUCAUCACUACUUGCAAUGGGUACUGUCGGCUUGCGGAAACGCCAAUCAUUGCUUUCGCUCUGUACAGCGUUGCUUUCAUUGGCGUAUACUGCAUCACGUUCCCGGAGAUGGACCCUAGGGGCCACAUGUGCACCCCUCUUGCACAGCGCACAUCAAAUCCUUCACAAGGUCGCAGCCCAGGCUUCAGCGCAGCGACCGGUGCUGCAGAGCUCCUAGCUAGCCUACAACCACGUCUUCCAAUGGCUGUUGGAUGGUAUCGAACCAUUCGUCGUGUCGGCAAAUUCUUCAAAAGUGCCAAAGACGCCCACGCAGGCGGUCGUCGUGCAUCACAGGGCGGAGCAAGUAGCCCGAUCUCAGAUCGUGCAGCUGGUGGUGGUGUGGCAGACGGCGAUGGCUCUGAUGUCAAUGGCACCUCUAGUGGCGACGAAUACAGACUUUUCGAACGAACUCUCGCCGACUUCAGCAGAUCAGAUCUCGACGACGUUGAAAUGGCCGAUGCUGAUCCUUACCGAAAGACGUACGAUGACUCGAGCAGUCACGACACAGCUGACGGCAGAAGUGAGGAUAUGGACACCCGCAACGGUCCCAGCCCGAAUGGAACCGACUCGGCGACUAAAGCGGAGGCUCCUGUCAGCGCUGGGGGUGGCUCUUGGAGCGCUAUCAACACUACCAGCAGCAACCCACCUUCAAGAAAUGCGAGCAUCUCUGCUCCUGUGAGCAAUGGCGGUUUCCGAGCCUACGAAUCUUACCCGACUCAUUCUCCUGGACCGCAGACGUCUGGACCCACAACCGGCCAGCCACAGCAGCCGCCGCUGCCGACUCACGGAGGGUUCCGCCCAGCAUAUUCCAGCAGCACACCCAAUUCUGCUGGAGCUCCAGCAAGCAUUCUCUCGCCUGCCAAUGGCGUGCCCAUCACGGGCGGAUCGUCAUAUGAGCAGCAACGUCCUCGUGGCGGAUCGUAUCUGGGCGCCGAUGCAUGGAACCCACAAACGUCCUCCUCCUACAGUGCUAUGCCGCCUCCAAACCAACUAACGCCCCCGACAUCGCACACAAGCGUUAACAGUGGGAGCCACCAACGGGACGAGCGAUAUGCAUCUGCAAACACCAACUCUGGCAGCAACGGAUACCCCCGUGGCGCAGCCCAACAACCCGGCUCGACCUCCUCAAACACCGCUCCGUCUCGCGCCAACAAUCAAGCUUCAGCGUCGAGCAAUGCCGAAAAUCGCCAUGUAUCCACCGAAGCAUGGCUCGCGUCUCUGCCACAAGCGCUGGGCGCCGACGACCUCGCGGCUUUCACCGACGGCGUAGAGCCAGGUCUGUACUAUUCAUCGUCAAAUAGCGACGAUCAGCAGAAUAAUGGCACGAAUCUUCCCAACGCGGCUUCCGGCUGGUUGGUCGCUGUGUACGCUAAUUGA
Dissoconium aciculare CBS 342.82 is the source of this 3096-nucleotide messenger RNA. RefSeq lists its product as uncharacterized. Gene Ontology annotation, cellular component: nucleus. The transcript is spliced from 2 exons. Gene Ontology annotation, biological process: regulation of DNA-templated transcription; DNA-templated transcription. Gene Ontology annotation, molecular function: DNA-binding transcription factor activity, RNA polymerase II-specific; DNA binding; zinc ion binding. Bases 1 to 3096 code for a protein of 1031 amino acids. The record is from RefSeq and is a predicted model, not a curated record. NCBI's taxonomy places the organism in Eukaryota, Fungi, Ascomycota, Dothideomycetes, Mycosphaerellales, Dissoconiaceae.